Molecule: messenger RNA, 1200 nt
Organism: Neopsephotus bourkii (Bourke's parrot)
Lineage: Eukaryota; Metazoa; Chordata; Aves; Psittaciformes; Psittacidae
Source: RefSeq, a predicted model, not a curated record
CACUAGGGAGGGAUGUGCCUGUGGGCAAGAUGCUCGCUGGAGACUCCUCCAGGCUUUCCAAAGGGCCUUUAAUGUGUUGCCUUGUUAGGAGACCAUAAUGUAUGUGCCUUUGAAUGAGAGUCACCCUGGACACCCUUGUACUUCCCGACAACUUCAACAGUACAACCAGCAUUUCUUUACUGUCCUCCUGUUCUGAGAUGGUGGAGAUUAGGCCUGAAGAGGUGGCAGGCAGAGCUGUUAACUGCUGGUCUGUCUCCGUUCCCUGGCAGGCCUCAGUGAAACCAGAAGGGUGGUUGCAUGCACCUGCACCUGAUGGGGAGCACCUUCUGGCCCCGGGACAGGCAGCCCAAGUGUCUUCAUGCUCUGGUUUCUCUUGCCCAUGCAGCAUCCAAGUGUUCCAGUGCCUGAAGCACAAGGGCACGAGCGGGUGGAUGCUGCUGGUGGAUGGUUUCUGUGCGGCAGAGCAGGUUCUCCAGCGCUCCCCAGACCAAUUGGAGAUGCUCCCCAAGGUCCCGCUGGAGCAGGAGGAUGUCAAGAAUGUGGGAGACUGUCACAACCCCGUGAUUGGAAUUGGGCCAGUUCUCAGUGUGCCCCUGAAGAAGGAGCUUUAUCUCCUCAGAUACAACAGCUACGCUCGUGCUCUCAUCAACACGGCGCCCUACGACGUUGUGCACCGCUGGGACGCUGCUCACCGCACCCUCACCACUGAGCUCCAGAGACCAGAGAAUGAACCCUGGGUCAAACUGAAGCCAGGCAAGGUAGGGCUUGGAGCUGGGAGACUCGCCUGGGUUUUGUGCAGGGAGGGAAGCAUGGUCCUUUGGAUGUGCUUGCUGCCACUGAGGUGGCUGCUUCAGGCAAGCUCCACAUACUGCAGCUUUCUUCGCAGGUCUUCUAAGGUGGCCUGUAUUACAGUACUGGCAUCUGUUGUGAGGGGGAUGUGUUCCUCCUCUUGUAAAAGAAUAUGAGCUUCCAGGUAAGGCAGAAAUGUGUAGCUCAAACCCUGCCUCAGAGGAAGGUUAGGCCCAGCUAGAGGAGAGGAGAAAGAUCUUCUCAGUGGCUGCAGUGAGGAUCCUCAGAAGCAGAGGGGCUGGGAACACCUAGUGUUCGACCUCUAACUUCCUCCAGAAGAAACUUCAAGUGUGUUGGAAAUCCAAAGGUGUAGGAAGCCGAAUUUACUUCUGCUCUGAGGUUAUCUUUGAA